Messenger RNA from Rotaria socialis, 2343 nucleotides. Lineage: Eukaryota; Metazoa; Rotifera; Eurotatoria; Philodinida; Philodinidae. The record is from the annotation of a GenBank genome assembly.
AUGACUUCAAGUGAAUCAGAAGGUCGCAAAAAAAGACAUCGCCAGCGUCGUCAAGGACUACAAAGGCAGCGUUCUGAAGAAAUAGAAACAAUAGAUCUUGCUGAUGUACCAUCUAUCGCAAAUAGUAACAAUUCACAAUUCAUUGUUAUUCCAACACCAGUUGAGGAAAGCGAAAGCAGUGAUACAUCACCAUUACUUGAAAUUAUUAAAAGAAAAAAACGAAAAGAAUGGGCUAAGGUUGUGGCACCUGUAGAUGGACGUGCAAUAGAUAGAAAAACAGAAUCAGUCCUAACACAACUGUCAAAAUUGUUUUCAAAAAUUCCAUCACCCAUUGGAUUUUUACUCGAUUUUAUUGAACAUCGUAAUGGAUAUACAAUACGUUCUUAUUUUCAAUUCGUUGUUUGGUUAUUUUAUUUAAAUAUUUUCACAUUCAUUCUUUGUUUUACAUGUAUUAUAAUGCCAACACUUAUUUAUCCCAAGCCAACGGAUUUUUCUAUCUAUGCUAUGGAUCAAUAUUAUCAAAUAAACAAUAUAUCAAAGAGUAAUGAAUCUUUGGGACAAUGUACAUUGAAUGAUCCUCGUUGUAUAAUUCUUAAUACACCACUUUUAAGUCAGAAAAAUGAAUCCAAUGAUACCUGUUUGAAUGACUCGUUUACUGCGGGUAGUUGUUGCUCAUUACAUGCAGAGGCAUUUUUUGUGAAUUCAUCAAGUGAAGGUGAAAGUGAUUGGAGAAAAUUCUUGAGCGAUCUUAUCGAUGGAACGGGUUUUUUCACUCUCAAUCGAAUGUAUAUUGGUUACUAUCGAAAUUUAACAAAGUCCGGUGGUGAAAAUUCAUAUUUUCAAACUUACAAUAUGGGCUUGGCCGUGUUUUUGACAAUAUUUGCCUGCCUGCUGAUAACAGGCAUUAUUAUUAUACGAAAAUAUGGCGAUGGUAUGAAAACAAGUUAUGUACAAAGUGAAACAUUUCAAAAUAAUAUUUUUCAAUAUGUAUUUGCACGAUGGGAUUAUAGUAUCAAUAAUAAAAUUGUUGUUAGUCGACAUGAACAACGUUUUAAAACCGAAAUAAAAAAUAUUCUAUUAGAAUGUAAUGAUAAAGUCAAUUUCAAAUUCGAUCGAGCCGUCGAUAAAAUAUGGUUUCAAAUACAACGUAUAGGUCUUUGGAUUAUUACAUUGAUUAUGUUUGCUGGCGCGGUUGCUGCUAUCUAUUUUACGAAUAGAUUUGCAUUUCAAGAAAGAGCAAAAAAAGAAAUUAAUAACGGUGCUAGUCAAACAAAUCGUCUUGUAGAGAUGGCUAUCGAAUAUUUACCUUCAGCAGUAGUCUCUGUUAUUAAUUUGGUAUCACAAUUAAUUUUUGCUUUCAUGAAAGAUUUCAAAUUAUAUACGCGUACAACUUCUGUUCGUCACUAUUUAACUCGAGUGAUUUUGAUGCGACUCGUUUUACUAUUUACUUUUGUAUUCAUUAUUAUUCUACAAAUAACAUGUAACACUAAUGAAUGUGGAAUGCAAUCAGAACUGGUUGGUUGCGAUGAAAUUAAAGGACAAGAAACGUUUAUACAUUGUUGGGAAACUCUAAUUGGCCAAGUUAUUUAUCGACUUGUUAUUACUGAUACUGUCGUUAUGUUAGUUAUUCAUCUUGUUGUUGAUCCAUUGCGAAGUUUACUCACAUGCUGUUGUGCAUCAAAAACAGGAGAUAUGAAGAAUGAAGAUGAAGCAACUAUAGAUACAACUCAAGAGCCACCUACUCGAUGUUUUCUUUGUCAAUCAAUGGAAUUUGAACUCGAAGAUUAUGUAUUGGAUUUAACCUAUACUCAAGCAUUAUGCUGGCAUGGUUUACUGUUCUGUCCAUUUCUACCAUUGGUUGCAGCAUUUAAAAACGUAGUGAUCUUUAUUGUUAAAUUGUUAAGUCUAGCACUAUUUCGAAAAAGAUCUGGAUUAGAAUUGAGUCCUGCACGAGCUUGUCAUAUGUUUACGUCUGUGCUUCUGUUUUCUUUUGUUUGGGCUUUGUUGCCAGUUAGUUUUCUUGCUACAUCACUUCGACCAUCACGUGGUUGCGGUCCAUUUCGUUUAUAUAGUCAUGAGCCUGAUUUUUAUAUUUAUUAUUCAAUUCGUAAUAUUAUUACACAAAUUAAAAAUGAAGUUUUGACCAACAUUAUUCUUAAAAUUAGUAGUGCUGUGGUCAUUAUUCCAUUAGUUUUAAUCUUGAUUCUAUUGUCAUGUAUUCUGAGCAUCCGACGUAACAGUUAUCGAGCAGCUUCUAUAGAACUUUAUAAGUUACUGCAUUCAUCUCAUAAAACACACCAGUUGGCUGUAAAAACUACGUUAACUACAACAACAGAACUAUAA